UUCUCUGUGCGAUCAUGUGCUCCGGCGCGUUCAUCAUUGUCCAAUGUCCACCGAACUUGCCCUCCACAACUAUAGACCUUCCGCCCACGACCUGUUCAUGCCCUUUCUCGACGACCAAAUCUGUUAGCAACGACCGCAGCACCCUUAAUAACCGGUCCAAUACCCAUUCGCCUGGCUGCAGACCGCUAUGUCGAAAGCACCAAGCACGCCUCAUCCGCCACCACGGAUAGCCGAAAAGUAUAUCGAUAUUCCUUCACAGAGGCUAUACGCUCUAAGUGUUGGAGCCCUUCUUCAGGCCAUCAAAGUCUUCGAUUUUUUCCGGUAUCUCUUCAGCGAGGGACAGCAAGCGAAAUACACCUUCAAAUGGUUGAUAUGGGAUUUCAUCUACUGCAUGAGUCUCUCGUCGUUGCGGAUACCAAGACUCAACUACGCAAAAUCUGUGGUCUUGCUACAAAUCGCAAUCCUGUGGUUGCUGGACGGUUUCUUUUUUGGCGGUAUACGCGUGGAUAUUGGUGCUGGAGACAUUCAAGCUCUCAUACCGCGGAUGUUCACGGCUAGCCACCACGGAGAAGUCGCCACUACUGCACCGCUAUUCAGUUUAUCGGAGGUUCUUCCCGCCCUCGGACUGGGGGGCCUCGUUGGCAGUGGAAAUCGCGACUCUCACCUUCUUGGUCAACAUACUGUCCGUAUGUCACCCAUCAGCACCGCGAAGCUCAACCCGUACAGUCAAACCUUCUGUCUCGCCCCCGGGCAAAGCCUCCUCGUCCCGGUCUUGCUCAACAACACCAACUCUGUAAACCUCAAGUAUACACUUACCCCACUAGGGUACAUUGAGGACGUGUCGGGAGAGCAGGAGAAGACUAAAGGCGCGGUCAGCAAGAUCGAGAAAUUCGAGCUGAGCGCGAAGGACCUGAAGGCGAUCGAGAACUCCCGUCAGGAGUCCUUGCAAGUUGCGCGCUCUGCGGCGUCUGCAAAGCGCGAAUCUGAGGAAGACUACGAUGAGUACGACGACGACGACGACGACGAGCAAUUCACACCGACCCACGGUUCUCCAUCUUUGCAAAAGAGCCAAUCCUUGGUUCACAUUCGCGUCACAAAGCCCGGGGCUCUCAGGCUAGAAGACGUCUUGGAUGCAUCUGGCGUUGAAGCUCGUUUGAUCUACCCAAUCGACGUCCCCAUUGUUCCUUGCCCGGGCGCUGCAUUCGCAGAGCACAACGUCAUUCAGCACGGCGACAACAUGCGCUGCGCUUCUCCGGGACUAAAGAGCGGUGCAGGAGAAGAAAUUGAACUCAAGAUCGACGUCUAUGGUGUACCUCCACUCAGCCUGAAGUGGCGUCGGGAGAUCAAUGGCAAGCAGGAGCUUUUCAUGGUUGAGGGUAUCGAGGGGGAAGAUUUUCAUACCCACCGACCCAAUGGCGACAAGUGGCGACUCGCUGGCUCUGGACGGAGGGCAGCUCAGCAGCUCAGCGUUCCCCUUACGGUCAAUCUCGACUCGCUUGGCACACAUUCAUACGUUCUAGAGUCGGUCUCGGACGCCCUUGGUAACGUUGUGCAAGCUGGUGCACACGUAAGUCACACCAACACGCCUCAUCACAAUCUUACAGCACGUUCUAUCACUGUUCUUCGUCGACCAAGUGUCUCCUUCAGGCAUUGCGAUGUUGGCCAGCCCGCUUCGCUCCUCAUUGGUUCUGAAACGGCACUGACCCUCGCCAUGAAAGAGUCUGAUGGACUGGACGCUCCUUGGGACGUGGAUAUGAAAUUUGCACCGCUUGCAGACGAGGACGUGUCGAAGACGUACAAGAAGCUCAAGCCAUGGACGAAGACCAUCACCUCUCCUGGUAACCGGAAGGAGUUCACGCUUCAGGCCAACAUGCCUGGAGAGUAUUCGAUUAUAAGCGUAAAGGGCAAGUACUGCGAGGGCGACGUCCUUAGUCCUGAUACUUGUAAAGUUGUCGAGAGGCCAAUCCCCACCGCUGAGAUUGAGUGGAAGAAGAUACAUGAAUGUUGCGUUAGCUCUGGAGAUACUGGAGUGUCAGCCGCCCUUGUCCUGCAUGGUGCACCCCCCUUCCAGGUGUACUACACUCAGCGCAAGGACAAAGGCCCCGUUCAAGAGUUCUCCAAGACCUUUGCGACGUCACGUGGUGAAUUUACGAUUCAGCCGGAGGACAGCGGACACUAUACUUUCACCUUCACACAUCUCAGUGACCAGAACUACAGGAAGGUAGCGCUCAAGGGCCCGAGCAUUGAUCAGAUCGUGCAUCCGCCCGCGUCGGCAGACUUCGCGCACAACACUGCUGGGACGAGGAGUCGCAAGAAAAUUAGUAGCUGCUCGGGAAGUGUCGUCGAUGUUGACGUCGAUCUCAAGGGCACCGGUCCAUGGAACCUUGACAUUCAAGUAGUCGGUCCCAAGGGCUCGGAAAUCAUCCACAUUCCGAAGAUUACGAACUCGAGGAAGAGUAUUCAGGUUCCAAUACCGCCUGUUGUCGACAGAGAUGGUGGCACUUUCGAGAUUGAUCUUGCGAGUAUCGAAGAUGCAUACGGCUGCAAGCGUUCCAUCUCCGUUCCCGGCAUUAUCGCCAACGUUCGUCGCGUCAAGCCCACCGCAAAAUUCUAUGGCCCCAGCAAUAAGCGUCAGGUUACCACCUUGGAAGGCGAGAAGGCAACACUCCCGCUUCGCCUCACGGGCGACGGGCCAUGGCGCAUCAAGUAUCGUCGUGCCGAAACAUCUCAUCAAGUCUUUACCGCUACCUUGUCAACCCCUAACGACGAGCUGCGCGUGACCGAGAAGGGGUUGUAUGAGCUUCUCGAGGUGUGGGACUCUCAAUGUCCAGGAGAAAUCAACGCAGACGCCGCCAACUAUGCGGUCGACUGGGUGUCUAGACCUAUCGCCAGGCUCGCGUCCGAAGUACAGGCCACAUACGAGCCGUAUAAUAGUUCACAUAUCCUAUCGCCAGUUUGCGAGGGUUUUUCUGAUCAUGUGGAUCUGGACCUCACAGGGCGACCACCUUUCCAGAUUAUGUACAAUGUCGCUCGAGACGAUUCAAGUGGUGGCACGAAAAUCCUGGAUCAGCCAACCUUCAGCAGCAUCCAGCCUCGGACGCGCUUCCAGCUACAUACCGACGAAGCCGCCCGCAUAUACUAUGAAGUCAAGCAAAUUGGAGAUGCGGCCUAUCCUCUAUCGAAUCACAGGGAGGCCACCAUCCCACGAUCGCAACGUCUGCUGUUUGAGCAGCAAGUGCUCACGCGUCCUUCUACUCGCUUCAAAAAUCAAAACCGCGUCACGUACUGCAUGGGUGACACAUUGACGCCGCACGAUCUGCACAGCGGAGAUGGGUUCAUUCAGCUGUCUGGAACGCCGCCAUUCCGACUUCAGAUCUCCAUUAAGAAUCUCGCUGCGAGUGAUAUAUACCAUGAGACUGUGGUUCUGGAUGAGCAUAGCUGGAAGUUGAACGUUCCUGCUUACACCUUCAAAUCUAUUGGCCCACACGUCAUCACGAUUGAGUCCGUGCAGGACGCCUCUGGGUGUGCGCAGGCUGCGCCCGAUCCAAUGUCAAGAAGCAUCUGGCUGGACGUCGCGGAGACCGCAGCGAUUGUACCAUUCGAUAGAAAGGAGCAUUACUGUGUUGGUGAUGUUUCGCACUUCCAACUUGAGGGCACGCCACCAUGGACCAUCGGAUACAAGGUCAACGGCAAGGCGUAUACGCAGGAGGCUCGGGCGUCGCCAUUCUCGUUCAUCCAACAACAGCCUGGCGAAUUCGCCAUCACAUCGAUUGCUCAUCAGCAGAAAAUGUGCAAGACAGGUGUGACAGAUUUGCGCUAUCAGGUGCGUCAGCUGCCGGCGGCGCAGGUUGGACACGGAAAGCGCAUCGUGCAAGAUAUCCACGAGGGUGACCAAGCCGAAAUCGUCUUCACACUCAUCGGCGAGCCACCAUUCACUUUCACAUAUCAGCGCGCCGAGCUGCCAAAUAAGAAGGGCCAGCAAGGCAAGAUCCUCGAGACACACACCGUCUCGGGUGUAACAACGAAUGAAUACUCGAUCUUUUCUGCACUCGAGGGCACUUGGACGGUAACAUUCAUCUCAGACAAGUAUUGCCGCUACCCGCCUGCACAGGAGGGCACGCUGGAAAAAUUAAGACGAUGACACCGCCGGCUUCUAGGAAGUAGUACAGAGGCUUCGUGAAUACAUACCCUUUGCCUUCAUAGUGUAAAUAUGUAGCUUUAGUAUAUUGCAUUAGCUAAUGUCUCGUGCAUGCUGUUUUCAAACGUCUUGGCCUCGAGGUGACUGCUCUGCAUCGUCUAAAUUGUGCAUGUGAAAAUCCAGAUACCCUCUUCAUGUUUGCUAUUCGAUUCUUAACUUCAAAUGCGAGAGCGCAACGGUGCAUUGGAAGGUAUAUUUUUGUCGAUGUCGUCCUUCGACAAGCAAUUACUACUCAAAUCUGUUAUUUUACAUGGAAGUGGUCUAUACCUGGGCAGAGGAGAUAUAAAACCACUUGGAGACUGAAGGAACGAAGUUAGACAUUGGAUAUCAGAAGGUAAGCGUGUUGCUUACUGGCACCAUCGAUGGGAGCAGGAGGCUUCCUAGAGUCGGAAGGAAUGCCCUGGUAGGCGGCAUCGUUCUUGGAGGUGUAGCCAGGAGUGCUUUGGAGGGUAGUGUUGCGGCUAACAGAGUACUAGCUAAGGUUUGAGUUUAGAGAUUUGGAGAGUGCACACGUACAUCGAGAGGUCGUAGGAAGGGGUCUUGGCAGGGCUCUCGCCAGAGACUGCUAGCUUGCGCCAGGCCUCGUGGCACUCGUGAAUGAUCUCGGUAGCAUACUUCUUGUUCUUGGCCUCGCCAGAGAAUGCGAACUGGUUCUCGAGCUUGCCAUCGGGAAUCUUGUAGAUGCUGAGAAGGUGUUCCGUCAACG
Phanerochaete carnosa HHB-10118-sp is the source of this 4904-nucleotide messenger RNA. RefSeq lists its product as uncharacterized. NCBI's taxonomy places the organism in Eukaryota, Fungi, Basidiomycota, Agaricomycetes, Polyporales, Phanerochaetaceae. The record is from RefSeq and is a predicted model, not a curated record. The coding region runs from base 188 to 4141 and encodes 1317 amino acids. Gene Ontology annotation, biological process: nuclear pore organization; protein import into nucleus. Gene Ontology annotation, cellular component: nuclear pore transmembrane ring. The transcript is spliced from 10 exons. Gene Ontology annotation, molecular function: structural constituent of nuclear pore.